Molecule: messenger RNA, 8891 nt
Organism: Xyrichtys novacula (pearly razorfish)
Lineage: Eukaryota; Metazoa; Chordata; Actinopteri; Labriformes; Labridae
Source: the annotation of a GenBank genome assembly
AUGAAAAGUAAGUUUGUUUGUGAUACUUUUAUGACAGGCUGAGUGAGUGAAUGAAUGUGUUUGUGACUCUGUGUGUGUGUGUGUGAGGAGGAGGGGGGACUCUUUCAGCACGUGGUCUUUACUUUUACUUUCUAGACGUGAGUGAGAUAAUGAAAGAUAAACAGAGAUUAAUGAGUAAAUGUCAAACAUGCGAGUGAGAGAUAAAGUCCGCUGCUGUUCCAGGUGCGUUAUUUUUAUGAGAUGGAUUUGAAUUUUUGAAACAACGUGCAGUUUCACGUCACAGUUCGCUCUGAUUGGCUGGUUUUGAGUGUGUGUCCCGUUAGGGGUUUCCCUAAGUCCUACUCAGCAGUUAGAUUGUACCAGACGUGUUGUUUUGUCCUCAUCUCUGUUUGAAAAAUCACCAUUUAUAACUUGCAUGUUCUUUUGAAUAACAAGUUUUAAGGGUCUACAGUAUAUUUCAGUCUGUUGUGAUGGUCAUUGCACCAGGAACAAACAUCCGGGGUGGACGCCACCAGCAUGACAUCAUCCAUUAGUUUGUGGACUUCGGUUUAAAGCCUCAAGUUUGUUAUUUUGGCCUUUGCCAUCUGGAUCUUUUGGAACCAGAAGUGACCAUAUUUGGAUGAAAGGGGUGAACCCAGAAGGGGAUUUCAAACCACAAAUAGUAAAGCUGUCAGUGCUUGUGGUUUUUUUUUCAUUAACUGGUUAAACAUACGGACAACCACAGCCUUUCACAGAGAAUGAGAUCCUGUUUAAGCUAACAUGUCUUGUCAUCUCUGCAGCUCAGAGAAAUUCUCAACAACUGGUCUGACUUCUGAGGAAAAACAGUCAGUUCAUGAAAAAAAAUUCAAGCUUGUUUUGCAAAGACCUGGCACUGAAACCAGCCGAUGAGUGCCAGCAAACUAUCAUUCAUCCAAAAAAACUGAACCCGCACUUGUUGAAUUGUUUGAUUGGUCAUUUUGGUCUAAAAAAUAUGCAAGAAAAAACUCUGAACACACAAUUCAGAGGUGAAGUUCAGUAACUUUUAUUUUAUUUCAGCCUGUAAUCAUGUUUAUUUCUAUUUAACAAGUGAACAUUUUAACAUAGCGUCUAGUGGAGAGUUCCCCAAUUUAGUACAAGCCUCUAGUGGCCAUUUGAGGGACUGCAUUUUUUUUUUCUUCAAGGUGUUGCUCUUUGAUGAAAUUCUGAGGUCAAACUAAAUAUGUUUGAUUUUGUUAAAAAGUUGGACACUGUAACAGCCUCUAGUGGCUGUCAGGGGAACUGCAGUUUCUGUGUUUUUUACUUUGGGUCUUGUUUACUGGAUUUUUCGCACCACUUAAAAUCCUCUAAUUUUCUCAAAAAUCCUCAGUGCGCCUUACUAUCAGGUGCGCCAUGUAUGAAUUCUGGUUGUGCUUACUGACCUCGAACCGAUUUUAUCUGUCAAAAUGUUUUAUUAUGACCUUGGUAAGCUACAGCCUGAUGGCUCGUCGGAGCACUGUAGCUACCGUAGCCUCACAGAGUUAUUGAAUGAGUUAAAUUAAGUAAAAUAAAGUUUGACUUAUCUGACAGUUUGGCUUAAUGCGCUUUAUAAUCCGGUGUGCCUCAUGUAUGAAAAAAAACGCGUUCAUUGAUGGUGCGCCUUUAUAGUGCGAAAAAUACGGUAUUCAAAAUAGGAUGUCAAUUUUUCUUCUUUGGCAGGCAGUUACCAUGUCCUCUUAAGCAACAAAGCCAAAUUUUUUAUCUUAGAGUUGUGGGCGUUUACCUGCUUUUGGACAAGCCCCUAGUGGCCAUUUGUGGAAUUGCAGUUUUUGGCCCUACAUCAGCUUGUUUUUAGCUUGUUCAGGGUCAUGGUUCAAGGAGCUUUUGUACCAUGCUACGGACAAGUGUAUUUCUACUGUGAAGUUUGGCAUUUGGAUGUUGGUCCUGAUAGGGAUUGACUCACUUUUGGGGCUAGUGUCAAGUGGCCAUUUGAAGAACUGCUGUUUUUUGUCCUUCCAUUUUAAGCAAUGAUUGUUGAGGCUGCCCAUAAGUUCAGAAUCAGAGAUGGUGGAGUUUUGUAUCAGGCUGGUAUAUUUUUGUCAGUACUGCCAAGCCAAGUAAAGAGCUAUGUGGGUUGUCUGACUUCUAGAGUUGGCCUCUAGUGGACAUUUAGAGGACUGCAGCUAUAAUUUUGGGGUCCAAAAGUUCUUGGUUGUUCAGAAUCCGAUGUCAAAGAGGUUUUUCUUCCAGGAUUUAUUUCUGUUUUAAAAAGUUGGACAUUAUUGUACAAGGUCCAAAGGGCGCUGAUUCAUUGUUGGAACCAGCAUCUAGUGGCCAUCUGGGGAAUUGCAGUUUUUUUUUUCAAUAUAAAUCAUUUUUAUGUUUAUUUCUUUGCUGGGGGGAAUGCAGAUUUUCUAGAGGAAUAUAUUUCACAAAAGGCAGAUACCAACGCUCAGUGGCUAAUGAUUCCAGUAGGAUCGAAAUAUAAACAUUGAACAGAAAGAUCCAAUUUAACUGGAGAAAAAAACAUAAAGAAGCCUCAAGGGAUCCAUUCACUGAAAUGCACGAGGAGGUAAGGAGGGGGAGGAAACACACUGAGUAAUCAAACACAGGUGGGACUAACAAGACCCAGGUGAAACUGAUCAGGGUGAUCAAACUAAAGGGAAACCAAACAUGAAACACAAGACGAGAACUUCGAAAACACUGAAAAUCAAAACUAUUAUGGGAAGACAUAAAACAAGAGUAAAACAUGGAGAAUACAAGAGCAACUCAUAGCAGAAUUAGUGAGAGUGAAGCUGGGCACUGUCUAUUUCCUGACGAAUUACCAUACAGUGGUAUUGCCAAACUCACCGUACAAGACAAGUAGUCCAUUACUAACUAGUUACUAACUCCCAAAACAGAAGCCAUUAAAGUCUGAGUGAGUGUGUGUGUCUGAGGGGGGGGGGGGGGUUGAAAAACAUGAGUCAUCAGACGGUGGAUGAUGUCACCUCUGCACAUCAUCAGAGUUACUGUAAUGUAAUCUGCACGGGCGCUGUGAGAGGGCAGACGAUGGAUGUUUUCGAAGAUGGAGUCUGCAGCAGCCGUCGUUAGUCAGCGUAGAGCUUGUUGAUAGAAGCGAAAACAGGACGUGAAGCCUCUCAGUGACUCAAACACUCGUAGUAAAAGUCGUGUCCUUUACACAGAGGUUGCAUCAGAAGGAGUGUGAAAUGUGGAAGCAUGGACUGAACCAGAUUUGUUAGGUCAGCAUUUCUGCAUUUAGCUCAUCCCCUUUUCUGAAAUAAUUUGACUAAUUUAAUCCUCCAUGUUAGAUUAUUGAACGCUGAGGCUUGUUGAGAGAUGCUGUUGUGUUUUGUUUGCUUUACUCCGGGGUGUUUGGAAAGUUUUGGUUGUUUUGCGUUUCAUGCAACUAAACACAACACUCAGUGUGUUUACACGCACUCCCCAAACCUAGGGGGCGAUACGAUAGAGACACUGUUUCCGACCCCAUACAACCGUCAACAACAACAGCAGGUCCGUGCCAGACGUCAGAAGUUGCUACAACUGCAUGCACACGCACAUGCAUUGUCCGAUAAUACUUUGACUACUUUGGUUACAUGGCAGAGAAAAUCGAUUUCCAAUCGCUUUAUCUGGGUGUCUUAAUCUGAGUUCUCUGACUCCAAUCUGACUAAGGUGUUAACCUACGCUUCAGUUGUCCGGUCUUAAUCGAAAUAAGGCAAUAAUUCAUUUUUCUCAAUAGUCAUGUAAACGUACCGAGCAACCCCACCAAAGACAGCAUAUAAAGAUAUACACAGUCUCAGUGACAUCGUCCACAUGUUUCUGUGAAGUUCAGUAUCUGUUUUUGGUCUCUAACACUUCUGGAGGCAAAAAUCAGCUUGUUUAGCUGCAACUGCGCCACUCUGUUGACCACCAUGUGCUCAUUCAGUGGAUUUUAGUGGAUUAUUAUGUCAGAAAAAGAGUCCAAAGAGAGGUCUAUCACAUUUAUUUUGCAGGCUGUAAAACCAAAACAAGCCCGAAGUCACAAAAAAAGUUUGUCAACUUUGAGAAAAUUGCAAAGUCGGGUGAUAAUUUGCCCGGUUUGAUGCUAUGAGCAGCAUAAUAGUGUUCUGCUUUUGAGUAUUUCCUGAGGUCCAACACUACACUUGUGGUUUUUCCAGUUCCUGCAGUUAACAGUUCUUGUGUAAGUGGCGGGUGAUGGAGGAAGCUGAUAGGGUUCAAGCAGGACGCACUGAGUUCGAUAAAAAAUAAAGUCCGGCUGAGGAAAUGAGGCGUGUGCUGCGUCAGAGCAAACGCAGUAAACUCUGAGGUCUCACUGACACGAAGUGGGACGGAAACAGCUGAAGUGUGUGCUUGUUUGUGUGAGCGUCUGCGUGCGUGUGUUGAUGUUUUGAAGCUCUGACGAAGUGACCCAUUAAAACCAUCAAAGACGGAUAAUUCACUCUGCUUCUUAGGCAACUCUGCAGUGAGCUGUUCUGCUGUCACAGCUGUUUCUCAGCCAAAUCCAUGACUGUUCUCCACACUGCUGCACGAUGUUUGUACUGCGUGACCCAGGCUUUCUGCUGAGGUCUUCUUCUGUAGUUUUCCAGUAGAUAUAUAACCUUUCCAGAUUUCUGGUCUGGGUUUCAGCCGAAAAGAAACUCGUAAAACUCAUUACUGGAUGUAUUGGACUCUUGCUGGGUCGGACUCAUGCAUCUUUCCGGAAGAUCUUAGCUUUCAUUAAAGUGUUCUUACCCGUGAUUUUCUCAACUUUUUCAGUUGAUUUGUUUGCAAAUCAUAUAAAAGAGGUUUCAAGCCAUUGCAACACUUAACACUGCAAGAAAAUUAGAGUAUAAACCGACCGGGGCAGUGAGAUUAGCAACCUCAGAUUUAAGCCAAGACCUGAGCUCAGAGAUUUAAGGAGUGAGAAUAGAGGAACUCCUCACUGCGGCUUUUUAGGAGGACUGGUUUAAGUGUCACAUGAAAUCUUUAAGAAAUGAGCCAGCCUUUAUUUUGCAUCUGUAUAUUAUGAAAUUGCAUGCGUGACUUAAAGGGAUAUUCCGGCGUAAAGUUAAUUUAGGGUCAAACACAUGUAACACCAAGUUAGACACCAAGGGAUGUAAUGUAACCAAAGGAGACACAUGCACAGUAAUCAAUCUAUCUCAAUCUAUCUGACAGAGGUAAGAGAAAAAAUGGAAGGAAAACUUCCAUAAAUCCAAAUAUGGUCAUUCCUUCCUCACUCAUUCACGAACAAAUGGCGUUCUAACCUCUUAAUGACACUGAGGAAUGAGGCGGGACUGCAACCAAUCUGCAAGUGCUGAUUCUGUAGUUUAAGGCUCAAUAAUGUGCUAUUAUUAUCCUCUCUAUUGUUUGGACAGUACCCUGCUUUCAAGGCACAUAUCACCUUCCUGCUGCUGUUUAAGUUUAUCUUGCAAUUCAUAAGAAAUGGAAGCUCCCACUUCCAGUUCACCUUAUCUAAACGGACUGUAACUGUCUUCAGCUGUAAAACUGUCAGAGAGAGCAGAGAGGGGGGCGACAUGAUGAAAUAUUGAUUUGUCUCUGUUUAAUGGGACCAUGUUGGUCAUGCAAUAUUUAAAAAGGAUCACGAGGUGACUCUUGAAUUGGGAAAACUGUCUCUGCAGAAACAAACCAAAUAAAAAGAAAGAAACGAGAUGUCUACUUGGGUGUUGUAGGUAAAGGCACAACACCCUCACUGUGACCUUUGUCCUUAAACCCCCCCCCUAUAAAGUAGUUCCUGCAGUGAGUGUGUGUAAACGAUAGUAAAAGUGUGUAAAGUGCACUGUGUCAGCCACUUAAAACAGGGUACAUGUUUUCUUUGUAAAAACCGCAGCCUGAGGCGCCUGCUGAUGAUGUCAUGAAUCUGAGUCAGGCGACCUCUUGCAGCAGGAGGCCCGGAGGAAGCAGGAGGGGAAAAACCCGCAGCAUACCUCUCAUUCCUGCAGCCUGACCUCACGAUCCGUCCUCACAGCUCAGCUCUUUGUCUGGAUGUCUGAAGUUGCAUAAAACAGAGGAUCGAUUUACAGGCUGAAUGAAUCCGGACUGAAGUUUUUCUUUCCUUGAAUAAAGAUCAUCUUUGAGCGAGAAAGCUUAAGAGACAAAGGCCGAAGGAACCACAGAGGAUUUGUGGGAAUUAUCUCCCUGCAGGGGUGAAUGAAAGUGACAAAGAGACGAAGAGCUUUUCCAAGAAAUUAUUAAACCUGGAGGCUGAUUCACUCAAAAGGAAAUUAGACCUGCAGCUGGUAUUAAAACACAGGAAAUAUUCAAGCGACAAAUUUCCACCAUUCAAUCACAGAGAGAGUGUUUCACUGUCGUACACUUUGGAGUAAAAAUGUGUACUUAAGUAGAUUUGUUAGUCAUUGAAUCCUUCUUUCUAGCAUCGAGAAAACAUUAUUUUUUUCAGGAUAUGGAAGGAAUUAGUUUUACGUUUACUCUUUAAUGGAAUAAAAUCGUUGAAUUACAGAUAAAAAUCCUCUCAUAUCUUAAAACUCUUAAAGUUGGGGAGGUUUUUGGAUGCUUUCUAUAAUAGUUUACUCCAUAGGCAGCAGUCUACAGUUAAGAAAAAAUGAUGUUUUAUUAGUCACAGCAGAUACCGACCAUAGACUGUAUAUACUAUGGACAACCUGGUUCCGCCUCCCGCCUGUAUACGGAUUUGAAGCCAAAAAGCUCUCGGUAUUUCCGGGAUAUUUCUUCAUCUCCUGAAACCAGCAUUGCGCAGUAUUCCCCGGGUGAGCUACGCAAUCCCUGAACGCCAAUAGGCUGUAUCAGGUGUCAAUCAUAGAAAACAUGAACCCCCUAAUAACUUUAAAAAAUGGAGCUGCACAGAAAAAAAGAGGACUUGAGCACAAACCAGUCUUACAAUAACUACAUGUCAACAUCACAACCAGGGGGGAGAAAAGUUUAUGUUCUGUGUAAUUAGUUUCUAAAGUUUGUCCACAGCCACGUAAUCAUUGCUGGCGGAGGCGGGAUUUAUGACCUACACUGCAGCCCGUCACAGCCCGAGGGUGCUGUUCUCAGAGUGGCUUCACCCAGCGAGGAGGCAGACGCCGUCCAUUCUCUAUACAGUCUAUGAUAUCGACACAAACAAUAGGUGCUCCAACUCAUUUAUCCCCUCAGCGAUCAGGCUGCUAAACACUGAGAAGUAGCGGAUGGGUGGCCUGUGUUGGAUUUUGGGGUCUCAUGAUUGUUUUAGUUCUUAUUUUACUCUUUUUAUCGCAUUUGCAUUUUAGUCAUUCCACUGUGAGCGUAUCGCACAUGUAUUAAAUAUCGAGCUAUUUAUUUAUUGCUGAUUUGUGGUGCUGACAGGGGAAUGUUUGGACCAUAUGCUGCUGUGAAUGUCUGGUAUUUGUCUGUUCCUGAUCGUUUAACAACAAGGCGGGUUACUGUAAAGUCAAUUGCCCUUCAGGGAUUAAUAAAGUUGUCUGAAUCUGAAUCAGACGUCUUCUUAAAAGCAGAGUCCAGCUGAAUCUGGAUGAACCCGGUGUGACAUGUUGGCGUGCGGCUCUGUGGUUUUCUCACUGAUUCACAAAGCAGGUCAAUCGGAGGGAAGAAAUGUGAGUUUGCUUCCCUCUCUCUCCUCUGCAGAGCGGCGGCAGACACCUGUUGUUGUGUGUCUGUGUGUCUGCCUGCGCACUUGUGCGAGUGCAGCUGUAAACAGUGAGCAACCUCCUGCUGAAUGACUCGGCGUUGCAUCACCCUCUUUGAAAACAAGAGCAAGUGCUGACAUCUGCCGAGGCCAAAAGUCGUUUGUGAUGUUUUCAUGACUAAUGGACGUCUAGACCUCUGUUUUUUGCGCCCCUGGUAAGGGUCAAGUUAAACAAUGAUGUGGUCACUGCUGGGUAAAUCCUAGAAGCAGGGUUUGUGGUUUUUGUGGUUACUUCAGGGUCAACUCUGACUUUUCAGAACAGUAAAAGUGGUCGAUACAAGUCAACCACUAGUUAUCGGCUUUGUCCUCAUGAGCACGUUAUCAGAUUUUUACAACUAGCCCGGCAUACCUGCACUCAAAGUCAAUGUUUGAUGUUUAACGCCCUUUUCUCUGCCCUUGUCUUUUAGUAUUCCAUGACUCCGCUCCCUGUCUUCUACACCUGCUGCUAUUGGCUGAGCUGUUCGCCCUCUCAUCUGCUCGCCCCGCCCACAGAUCCUCCCUCUGUCACAUGUUCAGAUCGAUGAUUCAUCAGGUGGACAAACUGAUGACGUCAUCCAAACAGCUUCAUGGCUUGGUGAGAUUGACUGUCAAACUUCAAAACCAGCUCUAUAAAUGAAAAACCUCAAACUUUAUUAUUCUUAUAAUAAAACUCAUUAAAUUUUGACUCUUUUUAUUUUGUUCCAACAGACAGAUGUUGAACUCUCAAAUUUCGAAGGUGUGGAAAAUAACCUCGAUGAUCUUCCUCACAUAAUAGUUACUGCUGAGCAUCUAACAACGCUUAAGGUAAAUUUUAAUCGAAUUUGAUGUUUCCAAAAAAUGUUCAAAAAGUUGAACUUUGCUGAUAGAAGUUUGUAUUUUCUCUCUCACAGGUGAAUGAGUCCCUCUCUCAGCUGUUGAAUUACACUGAGUCCUUUAAGCUGCAUGUGGACUGGUUAAAAACAGCCAAGGAAAACCUCAGUAUGUCCUCCCACUCAGCAGGGGGCACCAGCACUCACCUCCUGCAGCUUUCGAAGCUCAUUAGAAGUUCUCUCGAACAGGUGAGAUCCAGUAUGUUUCGGUGCAUCUAACUGGUGCUAUGACAAUCAAUGAAGUAUUUGAUUUUAACCUUGUCGUCUUUUUCCGUCUUCAGAUCGGCGAGGAGGUUCCCCCAUCACCCUCUGCCUCCCUCCCCGUCGUCUCUUCGGCGUUUGAAGCCCUCCAGUUUUCCGUCGAGAUCUCUGAGCGGCUACAGGUCUUCGGUCACUGGUCCAAAAGAGUGUUACGGCUCCUCACGACACAGUCACGCUGCCCCAGACACUGA